Molecule: messenger RNA, 2452 nt
Organism: Morone saxatilis (striped sea-bass)
Lineage: Eukaryota; Metazoa; Chordata; Actinopteri; Moronidae
Gene: ntan1
Product: N-terminal asparagine amidase
Exons: 10
Coding region: 531-1394 (287 amino acids)
Biological process (GO): ubiquitin-dependent protein catabolic process
Cellular component (GO): nucleus
Molecular function (GO): protein-N-terminal asparagine amidohydrolase activity
Source: RefSeq, a predicted model, not a curated record
AGGUCAUGUGAUGAUCAUUUCUCUCUGUCUUGUAGUUUUAUCUGUGACCAGUGUUUUUACGGCUGAAUCCAUGUGCAUAGACUUCAUUUUACUUGCAGAAUUAUUAUUAAUUUAAGUUAGGAGCACAACUUUAUGUAUGUGGAUUGUUUUAUUACAGCUCUCUAUGAGUCUGCAGAUGUUAGAAAGUGUUAUGAAGUUUGUCUGCAGGCUCAGAUAACUAUGCCUGGUGCGGCUAUAACAUGUUACUGUGACAUUUUCACACUGUAAGUCCUGCCCAGCAAAUAUUUGCACUCCAGUCUAUAACACGACCUUUAUCCUGGCGCCACCUUAGGGUCAGGGCUAAUGUUACACUUGUAUAAAUACUGUGAUAUAUAACUUAACUUAGUACAAACUUUACAGUGAAAGCACCAACAACCUGAGGAGAGGCCUUGGGGAGGUUUGUUUUUGUUGUUUUUGUUCCUGUGGCCCUUAUCGGCCCACUGCAGAGAGAACUGAACACAACCAUAUGGCUUUGGGUCAAACUAGCUGUAAUGUCUCCACAUUACGCAGCUGCUGUGGAACAUGGAAGAACAUUUCGCUCCAAGCCACUGGUUGACGUCGACCCAAAGUGCCUCUUGUAUGUCCAACAAAGAGAGUUUGCUGCAACAACACCAGCAGACAAUUGUGUUUCGGUAAUUGGAUCUGAUGAUGCCACCACCUGUCAUUUGGUUGUGUUGCGACACACUGGAAGUGGAGCCGUUUGCCUUGCUCACUGUGAUGGUUCCAGCACCUGGUCUGAAGUCCCACUCCUUGUGAGAGCUGUCACCUCACUGAGUAACGUCAGUAAGGAGGGCAGACUUGAGCUCCAUCUUGUUGGGGGAUUUAAUGAUGAGUCAAAAACAUCCCAUAAACUCAGCCUUAACAUAUUGGCAGCGUUCCAGAAACAGAAAGAGGAUAUUCAUCUGGAGACAUGCUGCAUCACAGAAAUCAAUGACAUUGUUGUUGAUGGAAUUCAUAGGCCUGUAGUAUAUGGAAUAGGUGUAAAUGUUAAAACAGGGGAUGUGUUCCCUUCGUCAUUCACUCAUAAAGGACCUGCAGAAGAGCUGCGAUCUGCGAGGACCUUCACCGGGGGACAGAUGGCUGACAUAUAUGACUCAAGUCGAGGACUUGUUAAAAUCGGCCCUUGCAAUUGGUCUCCAAAUCUAGAUAUUGCCUUCUGGUUGGCACAAAAUGAUGACACAAUUUUAAAGUACCUGUCCACCUCUCCGAUGGCUGAGCCGCCACACUUCGUCCAGCACAUGAAGUCCACCAUCCAGUUCCUUUUAAAACACCCCGACUCUGAUAGCCUGUUCCCCGGGGGUCAGCCACAGCUCUACCACAGGACUGUGACGGGGGACUGGGAGAGGGCUGUCUAGUCAUAGAGCACUACUCCCAUCUUUCACUCAACCUUAACAUGGAACGUGACUGUUUUUGCCUCUCAGCUCAGUGGAUACACUGUGACCCAUCCACCCACUGUCUGUUAUUGUUCGUUGUGUCUUAAUUUGGAGGUAACCCCCAACUUGACCAUGCAUAUGUUGAAUAGCUCUCCUGAUUCAUCUGGCUGGUCCAGUAAAGAGAGUAGAGGAAGUGAAAGUGAUUCUGUUCAUGCCUGUAACAGUUCAUUUUUCCACUCUUGUGAGGUGAUGUAAAUUCUGCACCUUACACCCUCUGUUGUGUUGCUGUCAGUCAAAGUUAAUGUGCUAUUAUGCUUGGCUAUUUUGAAAUAGUUAACAUUGCUGUCUUAUGACCAGUUGAAAAAACAUACUUCUCAUUUUUUAUGUUUUUUUUUUAGCCCAAAACCUGCAACUAUUUUUUUUAAUCAAUUUCCUACCUACCUUGCAUACGUCCAUUGUGCAAUUUAAACUAGUACAGCCAAUCAAUUUGCAGAAUUGAAGCUUAAUUGAAUUGCCUUUAUAUUUUUGUCAGUGUUUUAUGUUACAUUGUCCCCAUUAAAUCAAUUCUUGCCUAUAUCCAGAAGGUUCUGAAAACCAAUACUUUUCCGAGAGGUGUGAAAUCAAUCUUAAAACUUGGUAUGCUUUGAAAGUACAUGCACAAUAUGUAGUUAAUGGGCUAAAACAUGUAAAACCACAUGUAUGGUUCUUAAAUGCCUGACCUACUGUUAAGGAAUAAUUAGAGGAGGGGAACUUGCUGCAAUAGCAACAAAGAAUAUAUUUAUUUUGGCACCUUGUUUAAAAACAGUAAAGAGAAUUUUAUUUGCUAAGCUCUGCAUUGUUGAAGAGUUGCGCAGUAAGUUUAUUUUUCUCAAAGAAAUGCACCUUCCUGAUGAGAGGAAUAUGAUAUUUCAUCACAUACUCUACAUACUGCUGUAUAGUUGGCUAUGAAUGUGUAUGCUUUAGGAAAGUGCAUGUGUAAAUGUGUUUAGUAAUCUUAUGCAAGGGGUGUUUUGUCUAGUUUAGUCUUUUUUCAAACUUAA